Neofelis nebulosa (Clouded leopard) is the source of this 663-nucleotide messenger RNA. RefSeq names its product microseminoprotein beta (gene MSMB). The transcript is spliced from 3 exons. The record is from RefSeq and is a predicted model, not a curated record. The annotation marks the transcript as partial. NCBI's taxonomy places the organism in Eukaryota, Metazoa, Chordata, Mammalia, Carnivora, Felidae.
GAAUUCAUUGGUUCUCCUUCCCACCUCUGCUUUACAUUGCAUAACGUUCUUCUGGGCAGCCUCAGGGUUUUGGCCAACUUUGUGACUUUAUGCAAUGCUCAGUGCUGUGUCAUACCUAAUAAGAACACUCCAGGCGGUUUAUCUAAUGGGGAACGCUGUCCAGAUCUCAAGCUGCCCAGCACGAUCCAGCCUGAGGUAGGAGGCCCAGGCCCAGACUGCCCUGGUCUCCCCCCCACUGCCCAGGACCCCCACCCAGGUGCCCUGGGAAAAUCUUUUUUCAGUUCUCACUUUGGUUUCUACUCUUUGGGAGAGAGUAUUGAAAAGUUCUCUUUUGUUAAAAUAAGUCAAGGGUCACUUUUUGGAUGGAAACAUCACAAAGAGCCAUGGGGGCUUCUUCUGUGUACACUUUGGGGAGGGAGUGACCUUAGGUUGCUGAGGGGUAUCCCAGACAGUUGGAGUGUGGGUGUUUCCGUCACAGAGUUGGUCCUGGGGAGGCUGGGCAUCCUAUCCUUUCCAGCAGGCCUUGCUCUUGUCUCAAUGACAGCCCUGCUACAACCGUGCAUUAUGACAAAAACCAAGUGCCAGAAAAUCUUCAACAAGGAGAUCUGCAGCUAUAAGGUGGUGGAACAGAAUGAUCCAGAGAGGACCUGUAUUGUCCUGUAA